Molecule: messenger RNA, 4523 nt
Organism: Salmo salar (Atlantic salmon)
Lineage: Eukaryota; Metazoa; Chordata; Actinopteri; Salmoniformes; Salmonidae
Product: seizure protein 6 homolog
Biological process (GO): regulation of protein kinase C signaling; synapse maturation
Cellular component (GO): endoplasmic reticulum; neuronal cell body
Source: RefSeq, a predicted model, not a curated record
GUUCAUGCAAAUCUGCGAACAUCCACCAGGGCGCAUCUGUGAGCUAUUACUCCCGAUUUAAAUGCCCUCACUCACGCCAACGUUUCAACCAUACGCGUAGAAACAGCUACCAGCGUUCUACACACCCGCUCGCCUGCUUCGGGGCCAAGAAAUAAGAGAGAGGCGGGAUAGACAUGCCAUCAAGGACAAAGGGGGAGCGGAUUCAGAAGACAGCAGGAUACCUUUCCACAUAUUUGGGAAAAUCAAUGGUAGUGAUUAGGAUAUUAGAGGGGUGUAGUCACAAAACCCCCUAUAUACUCACACAAAGAGCAGGGCCGGGUGAAAGUAAAUUAUAAUUUAAACAAAUUUAACGCGCAGCGUCAGCGCUGGUAUUUUAUGUAAGGGACUCGAAGGAACGCAGUAAAAGAGAACAUAGCUCAACCAACAAUAGCCAGAUUUUUGACUGAAACGCGAAUACCAGUGUGUAAGAGAAGCGGAUAAUAAUAGGGGGAUAGUUCAGGACGUGAUUUUCCAGGCUGUUCUGAUACUAAGCCAUGGUGUCUACAGUUCUUGCUGUGACACUAUCUGUCACCAUCCUCCACCUAGCUACAGGUGGGAGCUUUGUGACCCCUGACCAUGAGGCUACUCCCACAGCAAGUCCUGGUCCCCAUCCAUUGGGUGAGCUGAUCCAUGCAGCCCUUCUGAGUAAGGAGUACCUGGGCCAUGCCCCAAUUAAUACAGGAACAACAACCAAACCUAUUCAGGCUGUACCACAGCUUGGGCAGACUGAGCCUGCAGCCACUGUGAUGCUAACCACAGCCCUGACCUCAUCGCCCCCAGCCAGCCAAUCAGGAGCAGGGAAAACUGUAACAUCACCCACAGAGGAGGAGACGACAACCACUUUGAUCACCACCACAACCAUCACCACAGUGCAUAUGCCAGUGCAGUGCAAUGCCAGUCUCUCUGGGAUGGAGGGCAUUGUGGAGUCUCCAAAUCCUCUCUCCUCAUCCCCUUACUCUCCUCUGGAGUGCAUCUACAGCAUCACAGUGUAUCUGGGUUAUGGAGUGGAAAUUCAGGUGAAGAAAGUGAACCUAUCCAAGGACGAGUCCCUGACUAUCCUUGGCUAUGGAGGGACGGGACCAGAACUCUUAGCCAAUGAGACCCUGAUGCGUGAGGGUCAGGUGAUUCGAAGCUCAACCAAUCAGGUGCAGAUUUACUACCGCAGUCUCCGGCAGACUGAUCAUGGUGUGUUCAGCCUACACUAUCAAGCCUUCCUCCUCUCCUGCUUGUUCCCUCUUUCUCCUGAGGGAGGGGGUGUGACAGUAACGGACAUCCACCCCGGAGGCCAGGCCCACUUCCACUGUGACCCUGGCUUCCAGGUCAGGGGCCACGAGGUAGCCAACUGCUUGAACAUGACUCAACCCCAUUGGAGCUCUCCUGAACCUCAGUGUGUGGCUGUGUCAUGUGGAGGGUGGAUCCGAAAUGCGACCGUGGGUAGAAUCUUCUCGCCGCCUCCUCCAUCUACGAGUAACCAUAGCAACAGCAAUAAUCUGAGCUGCCAUUGGCUACUGGAGGCCAAGGAGGGACACAGGCUUCACCUCCACUUUGAGAGGGUUGCGCUGGACGAGGACAAUGAUAAGCUGAUUGUGCGAAGCGGAAACAACUCCAUGGCUCCGCUGCUCUUUGACUCAGACCUGGACGAUGUUCCAGAGCGUGGCAUCGUGAGUGAGGGCUCCAUACUCUACCUGGAGCUCACGGCCGACUCCUCUUUCAUCCCGUUACUGCUAGCUCUGCGCUAUGAAGCCUUUGACGGGGAACACUGUUAUGAGCCCUACUUGCCCCAUGGGAAUUUCAGCAGCAGUGACAUUACCUUUCCGUUGGGCACCACAGUCAUCUUCUCCUGCUCCCCAGGCUUUGUCAUGGAGCAGGGCUCCGGGGUCAUUGAGUGUGUGGACCCAAGCGAUCCACACUGGAAUGAGAGUGAGCCUGUGUGUAAAGCUUUGUGUGGGGGAGAGUUGACCGAUCCCUUCAGCACUGUUCUGUCCCCUGAUUGGCCACAGAGCUACUCCAAGGGGCAGGACUGUGUGUGGCAGAUCCAUGGUAAUGAGGAGAAGCGCAUCGAACUGGACAUCCAGAUUUUGAAUAUCCGCCACAACGACGUUCUCACCAUAUUCGAUGGUCGUGACCUCAUGUCCCAUGUGAUUGGCCAGUACAUGGGGUCACGAGAGCGUUUCCAGGUCGUGUCAGGUGGUUCUGAGGUCACUAUUCAGUUCCAGAGUGACCCUCACGACUCCUCCUUUAUUCUCAGCCAGGGGUUCCUUAUUCACUACCGUGAGGUAGAGCCUAAUGAUACCUGCCCUGCCCUCCCUCAAAUCGAAUUUGGCUGGAUUAGCUCCUCCCACACCUCUCCCGUGAGGGGAAGUGUGUUGACCUAUCAGUGCCAGCCGGGGUACGACAUCAGUGGCUCUGACAUCAUCACUUGCCAAUGGGAUCUUUCCUGGAGCAACAGCCCACCCACCUGCAUCAAAGUCCAGCAGUGUCCUGAUCCGGGGGAGGUGGUGAACGGAGCGCGUUCGGUACACCCAGAGUCUGGAUUCACUGUUGGAACAGUGGUGCGCUUCUCCUGUAACCAGGGUUACCAGCUGGAGGGCCCUGGCCAGAUCUCCUGCCAUGGACGGGAUACGGGCACCCCCAAGUGGAGUGACCGCAGCCCCAAAUGUGUCUUGAAGUAUGACCCAUGCCCAAACCCAGGUGUGCCAGACAAUGGUUACCAGACAUUGUACAAGCAUAGCUACCAGGCAGGAGAGACGCUACGUUUUUUCUGCUAUGAGGGCUAUGAACUCAUUGGGGAGGUUAUUAUCAACUGUGUCCCGGGCCACCCAUCUCAAUGGAACAGUCCACCACCCUUCUGCAAAGUGGCAUACGAGGAGCUGUUGGAUGAUCAUAAAAUAGUAUCCCAGUCAUUUGAGCCCUCCCACCAGAUGCUAAGUGAGAACAUUGCCUUGGCAAUCAUCCUGCCAAUCAUCCUGGUCAUCCUUCUGAUUGGUGGAAUCUACAUGUAUUACACAAAUGUAUGUAGACUGCAGUGGAAGCCACUUUUCUGGAAGUCUCUCUCUCACACCCACUCAUACAGCCCAAUUACUGUGGAGUCUGACUUCAACAACCCUCUAUAUGAGGCAGGGGACACACGGGAGUAUGAGGUGUCCAUUUGAAGAAGAAACGUCUUGAGAAGAAUUAAAACCCACAGAUAGAUAAAGAGAUCUGGAGGAAGAGGGACAACUUUCUUUUUCCUUCAGAUGACUUCUUUCACUCCCCUCAUCGCCCAUCCCGCUAUUUCCUCUUCCCUGCCUCUCUCUUUCAUUCUCUCUUUAUCUUUGAGUUUGUGUCUUUACACCUCACUUUUCUUUUGUGUCUCUCUCUAAUUUCCCAGUCGCUCUUUCUGUCAGUGAUUGUAGGUUUGCGUCUCCUUGGGCCAGAUUCAAUCCGACCGUGUUUUGGCCGCUAAGCACAUUUUAAAGGCAAUGUUCCAGCGCUAGUGGAGACGACAUUCACGGUAAAUGCUGCAUAUGUCGGUUCAAUUGGAAAUUACCUUUAGAUGUCAAUCGCACUUUAACGUGGAUUUUCCACGGCCCAGAUUGAAUCUAGGCCCUUGUCUUCAUCUGUUCAUAGUGUGCAGCGAUGACUGUCUCCCAGUGGUGUGCUGUUUUCCACAGUCCAACUUUCUGUCUAAAAUUAGGAUUGGUGCCUUACAGAGGUUAAGUGGUGGAUAAUAUGGAAGAGACAUAAAGAGGGAGGGCCAGAGAGGGAGAAAGAGGAAGAGCUGAGAUAUAUUUAUGAGGUAAAAAAAAGAAAAGGGAAAGACAGGAAAGCAGACACACUCUCUCAUGCUCAGUUGCACACAGUAUACACACACAGACACACCGAGAGAGAGCGAAAGAGAGAGAGCGAGAGAGAUGCAUACACACAUUGAAUGUAAAUAAUUGGUGGAAUAUUGAGGCUCAUAUAUACAGAAAAUUCAGUGGCAAAAUAUAACAUUGCAUAAUGUAAUGUAUCUUCAUGUUUCAACUUCCUUGCCAUAGUAAAAUGUAAAAUUACAAAGACAGCGUUUCAUAUUGUUCUUUGCCAUUUUUGAAGUGUAUUUCCACUUGAUGUUGAAUGACAUUGAGAGAAAGGUGAGGACUUGAAUGUUGUCACGCUUAUAGCACGCAAUGGUUGUAUAUUUUACCGCUUCUGCUGAAUCAUGUUAUGAUUAUCAACGAUUAUCAUUGUUAUCAGUGCAAAUUUGAAGUUGUUGUAUAUGCACAAUGUUGAAGAAAAUAAGCUAACUUGGCUGCUUGCUGUGAUGCAAUAUUUAACUGAUAUGCUUUUAGAAUUUCUUACCAGUUUAUUGUCUGAACAGUAAAUCUACUUUAAUUAAUUGUGCCAAUAUAGGGGUCCAGGGGACUCUUUUGCAUUGUAAAGGUAUUAUUUACAUUAUAUUUUGUCAUGAAGGCAUUAUUUAUUUGCUGAAAUUUAAGAUUAAAUCAAAGUCUGAAUGGUGAAAA